Messenger RNA from Zootoca vivipara (common lizard), 2327 nucleotides. Lineage: Eukaryota; Metazoa; Chordata; Lepidosauria; Squamata; Lacertidae. The record is from RefSeq and is a predicted model, not a curated record.
CUUCGUUUUAACAUUUGCUUAGAGUGUGAAGUCUUCUCUGUUUCAAAUGUGGAAGAAAGCUAUUAAUGUUUCUGGAAGUGCAGAAGAAAUAAAAGAAUUAGAAAUCGUCUUUGCAGCAUAGAACAGCUAUUUGAUCCUACUUGUUUUCCGAGAUAUGUGGUUUUAGCAUGUACAAUACUACAGAUAUAUAUGAUGAUGAUGUUGAUGAUGACAUUCCAACUCAGUAUGUCAUUCAGCAAAGUUUGCAGGACAUUCAUAAGAGUGAGAAAGAGGCUACAGCAAAAAAUGACAGCUUUAAUUUUGCUACAAGUACAGAUUAUAGGAAGAUCAUCACUGCCAUUCGGACAGGUGAAGAAGAGGCUUUGCUUAAGUUAAUGAGGUGUGGCUCUGCUUUUCGGGAAGCAGACCAGCAAGGGUGCCUUCCUUUACAUGAAGCUGCAGCACAACCCAACAAGAAUAUUCUAGAAAUAACUCUCAAAGCUUCACACCCCGUGGUGUGGCAACUGACAAACCUGAAAGGGGAAACACCUCUGUUUGUAGCAGUGGACAAAUGUCUUGAGAAAAAUGUCAAAUUUCUCCUCAUCAAUGGUUUUAAUCCUGAUGUGAAGAAUGAAGAAGGAGAUUCUGCUUUAAUUAUUGCAAUUAAACACGAUUCGUACGAAAUUGUCUCCUUGCUGUUACAAUUUGGUGCCGAUGUCAAUCUCCAGUGUGUCAACAAGAGGACAGCUUUACAUGAGGCGGCCAGGCUAGGCUUCAAAAACAUGGUGGAGCUUCUGCUUUGGUCUAAAGCCGAUCCGGAUCCACGGAGUGCAUAUGGACUCACCCCUCUAGCACUGGCAGCGCAGAAUGGGCAUACAGAAAUUCUGGAAAUUCUAUUGCGUAAAGGUGCCAAUGUUCUUUCCCAGGCAUCUGAUUGUGCAUCCAUAUUAUUUGAAGCUGCUGGAGGAGGAAAUCCCGAUUGUGUCUCUCUUCUACUAGAGUAUGGAGCUGAUGCUAAUGUACCAAAGCAUUCAGGUCACCUGCCCAUUCACAGAGCUGCUUAUAGAGGACACCUCUUAGUUGUACAGAUCUUGGUUCCAGUGACAGACAGUGCUGCCAUCAAGGAGAGUGGGAUCAGUCCAGUUCACUCUGCAGCCGCAGGCGGACAUCCUCAGUGCCUUGAGUUCCUUCUCAAAUCUGGAUUUGAUGCCAAUUUUAUGUUGCAUCAGAGAAUUCGCAAAGGCUAUGACGAUGAGAGGAGGUCAGCCUUGUAUUUUGCUGUCUCUAAUGGGGAUAUUGACUCCGUUCAGUUGCUCCUGGAUGCUGGAGCCCUACCAAACCAAGACCCAGUUAACUGUCUCCAGCUGGCCUUGAGAAUGGGCAACUACGAGCUCAUUGGAAUCCUGCUUCGCCAUGGGGCCAAUGUGAACUAUUUCUGUAGGGUUAAUACAACACAUUUCCCAUCAGCUCUGCAGUACACGUUGAAAGAUGAAGUAAUGUUAAGGAUGUUGCUGAAUUAUGGGUACAAUGUUCACCGCUGCUUCGAUUGUCCUCAUGGAGCCAGUGUGCAUUCCCAGUACAUAUUUGAAGGGUGGACCUCAACUGUUAUCAAAGACACAAUGUUCUGUGAGGUGGUAACAGUAGCGUGGUUAAAGCACCUGUCUGGGAAAGUGGUGCGUGUGAUGCUAGAUUAUGUUGAUCAUGUCAAGAUCUGCUCUAAGCUUCAAGUUGUACUUCAAGAACAGAAACUCUGGCCAGAAAUCCACGAAAUUUUGACAAACACCCGUUCUCUGCAACAUCUUUGUCGUCUGAAAAUCCGCAAGUGCUUAGGACGUUUGCGUCUACGCUGCCCUGUCUUCCUUACAUUUCUGCGAUUACCAAACCGUUUGAAAGACUAUAUUCUCUAUAAGGAAUAUGAUCUCUAUGGACAAGGAAACCUGAAAGGAAUUUACUAAUGCAGAAGCAGAACCAGUGGAUGUGCUCCCAGUUCCAUGGCUGAAGGAUCUUAUGCAUGCUUCCCCUCUCCCCAAAUAUUCCUCACUGCUUGCACUCUGGAAGCGCCAGGAAAAGGCACAACCAAUUCUUGUGGCCCCAUACUGGCCUGGACAUGUGUGAUUCUCAGGAGUGCUUCAUUUAACUGGUGUCACACCCUUGGGCCUUGCCACCUCAGCCAGAUCUACUGUUACAGGACCCAGUAUUACAACAAGAAUCAGGGCGGUUGAGGUGCUUGAGCAGCAACAUUUAAGUCAGCUCAGUGAUUACUGACACUAAAUGACAUCUCAAUGUGGAACCAAUUGUGGAACCUUCAGAAAAUUCUUUUGGCUUUACAGCAUCCUCCGAUUGAGUCA